This is a messenger RNA of Adineta steineri, 495 nucleotides long. Lineage: Eukaryota; Metazoa; Rotifera; Eurotatoria; Adinetida; Adinetidae. The record is from the annotation of a GenBank genome assembly.
AUGACAACAUCUUUUUCAAGAGAUGAUUUUAAUUCUUUAAUAAAUGAACUUGAAAAUACGAUGCAACGAUCACAAAUACUUGUAUCUCAAACUAAUCAUAUCAAUACAUUACAAACAAAACAAAUAGAUCAAAGUCAAAUGACAAUGGAUAAAUCAAGUCAACAUCUUAGAAAUGUUGAACGUGAAGUAGAUGAAUUAGAAAAGAAUUUUUGUGUUCGUUUAUGUUGUUCAUCAAAAACUAAAAAAUCUAAAUUAAAAAAAUCUGAAGAAUAUCAAUCCAAUGAAAAUAUCAUUCCGAUUGAACAAAAUCCUAUCUAUUCAAAUCAACAAUUUCAAAAUUUAGAUGAAAAUUUACAACGUUUACAAUAUUUUAAUACAUUAAUCGAUAAUGAAAUUCAAGAUCAAUUACAAACAUUAAGUAAUCUUAAUAAUCAAGUCAAUGUUGAUACAAAUAAAUUAACAAAAACUAAUUAUAAAAGCAAACGUUUAUUUUAA